UGCCAUGGGGGAGGGAGUGGGGAAGGUGCUGGGAUGCAUGGGACCCAGGUCAUGGUCAUGACAUGAUGCCAUGUUGUGCCACCUGCUGCCAGGCAUGCAGGGGACUCAUGGCCAGUGCAUGGCUCCCAGGGCAGAGGCAGCAAGGCGCAGAGCCCCAGCCUGCAGCAGACAGCCCACCUGUGCCCUGCACACAAGUCCAGGGGGCAUGUAUCUGCUCUGCCUCCCAUGGGGGUGCACACCAUGGAGGGGAGCUGCCCUACACAUCCCUGGAUGAGUUGCCUGUGGCUUCAUCCCAUGACCAGCCCCGGGCCCCAUUCACACCAGCACCUACCCCACUCCCUCCCUCACUGUGGGAGCCUCAAUCUGCCCUCCCACCCUCUUCCCUCUCACCCUGCUCCUCCUCUUCCACAGACUUACUGGUGUGGCACUGCUUUACAAGUGGUGUGCAGCCCCCCACUCCCUGCUGUAGCUGUCUGGAGCCCACACCUGGGCUACCCUGUGGUCCUCUGCGCUGCCACCGCUGCCCUGCUGGCUGGCCCAGAGAUGGUGGAGUAGAGCCUGGGUGCGGGCUCCAAAAACCCGUAAGAGUGAUUAACCCAUUCAGAAAAUUAAUGAAAGAACCAAUUCAUGUGUUGAUCAUGUGCGUUAAUGGUGAUUAAUUGACAGCCCUACUAGAAACCAAUUUUGCUAAUUCAUGGCUGUCUAAUCUAGUUUUGUAUACUUUGGGGAACUUGUAUAUAUUUAUAUGUAGGCUGUUUUCUUAGGUAAUCUGUUGCUUGUUUUAUUCUGUGCAGAAUGACUUGUAAAAAUACCUGUCUCUCUUAAACCAUUUUUUUCUUUGUGUUUACCAUUGGGAUAGCAGGCAGGCUCCAGGUUUUCCUUUUGUUUGGAUAUUUUUUAAGGCUGCUGGUAGAUAACACACACAUUUUGGUUUUUAAUCAUGAACUGUGGGAAUCAGUUUGUGGAAAGGCUCAAGGCAAUUGGUUAUCCAAAAGCUGCUGAGCUUAAUGGAGAAGACUUUGAUUGGCUGUUUGAGACUGUGGAAGAGAGGUCAUUUUUGGAGUGGUUCUGUGGAAAUGUGAAUGAGCAGCAUGUGCUAUCCGAAAAGGAACUGCAAGAUUUUAAGACUCUUCUUAAAUCUGGUAAACCUAUUUUAGAAGAAAAAGCUUUGGAUGAAGUUCUUAAAACUUGCAAGUCCUUGGAUUCAAAGGCCAAUAGCCAGCAAGAAGGAGAACUUCAGAAAUUAGAGGAUGAGUUGCAAGCUCUUCAGAAGAUGAAAAACCUAAAAAUUCAUCGUCGAAAUAAGCUUCAAAUGAUGGCUUCCAGCAACAGCCGUAUGUUACAAAAAUUGAAUGAUGAAGCAGAAGAAGCAGUUAAAACUUUGAAAGAGAAACAAGGAAUUCUCAGUAUGUCAAAUAAUAAUAUUAAUAAUGAGCUUCAGUCUAUUACUGAAGGAGUUAAGAAAUUGACUUCUUUCUUCACCGCUUCAGAUUCAGAACAAGGAAUAGGUUCUCAUCCAGUGUUUUUGUCCCAACUUGCCUUGGAUAAAUAUUUGCGUCAGGAAGAGCAAAGUACUGCAGCACUUACUGCCUACACAAAAAAACAGUUUUUUCAGGGUAUAUCUGAACUGGUUGAAAGUUCAAAAGAAGAAAACUUUCAACUUGUAGAUAUAAGUAACUCGUUCAUUUCUGAUGAGCAUAAUGAAGUUCGUGAGGACAGAUGCGAGAUGAUUAGGUUGCAGAUGGCAUAUGUUUGUGCCCAACAUCAGCUAAUUCAACUGAAAGCUAAUGACCUAAGUAUGAAUUCAGCUCUACAGUGGGCAGAUAACACUCUUCAAUCCUUAAAGAAUAAGAUUAUUGGAGAAGAACACCUUGAAACUAGAAUCUCUAGCUUAAACAGUGAAAUUUCAUCAAUAAAAAAACAUCUGACUCAAAUAAACAAUGAAACUCUGCCUGCCCUCGUGAAGGAGAAUGCACAACUAUUGAAUAUGCCUGUGGUGAAAGGGGAUUUUGAUCUGCAGAUUGCUCGACAAGAUUACUAUACAUCAAGACAAGAUCGUGUAUGUGACCAACUAAUAAAACAGAAAGCAUCAUUUGAAUUUCUUCAGCUAGCUUAUGAAAUUGAAUUGAAGAAACAUCGUGAUAUCCAUUGUCAGCUUGAAAAACUGAUACAAGAUCUGAAACAGUAUAGUAAAGCAUUGGAGCAGAGACUGGAGAUGAUGUCUGACCCUCUUAUAUCUCAGCAUACAUUUCCAAGGAACACAAUUGAUUCGAGGGAUGAUGCCUCUCACAGAUUAUACCGGCUCUUGGAAGGGGAGGAUCAGAAACAACAAUUGUUUAGAACGCAUGAAGGUCUGGAACACGAGGCUCAGAAAUUAAAGCAGGACACUGUUUCAGUGCAGGAUCAAUUAGCGGUGUCUUCUCAAGAGCAGUCUCUUUUUCUGUCCAAUUUGGAUACUGAUUUAGAUACCCUUUGUGACUCUUUGUAUUGUGGUGGAAAUCAAAUCUUGCUUAGUAAUCAGGAGCUAACUGAACAGUUUCAUCAACUAGAAGUUCAUUUAAAUAAACUCAAUCAGCUUAUUAUGGAUCUUCUUGCUGAUGUGAAAGCCAAGAGAAAGAUUUUAGAGACCAGUUCACUGCUACAGUUGGAAAGAAAACUAUAUGUAUAUUUCUUUAAAGAUGAAGAUCAUUUGAAAGAAGUUGUGGAGAAUGUAGAGCACCAGUCUAAGGCCCAAACUAUUGGUCUCUAGAGGAUUAAAUGUGAGAUGCCUGAAAAUGAAAUCAUAAACUGAUCUUCUGUUUUGACAUGGAAAUGAUUUCGCAUGGCUGUCUGUCUAUGAAUCUACAGCAUAAAAAACAAACUUUAGAUAAAUGGUUGGUCUAUCACUUACUGAGAACAAACAGCUGUUUUCACAGCUUUUUGGAAUACAGUUUUGGCAUACAGAUCCAAACCUUCAAACUGAAAUAUUAGAAGGAACAGGUUGAGUAUCUACAUGAAUUACUUCACAGAUUGAUUUUUGCUACAUUGUUGCCUUUCACUAAGUUAUUGAGCAGAGCAAAAUGAGGACUUGUGAAUCCAUUUCCCCUCCUCCCCUUGCUUUCAGUCACGGGGAAAGAUUCUUCUUUUGCAAUCUGCAGAGCUAGUACAGAAGAAGUGUUUUAAAGGUUGGAACUUUUAAAGGUUGGAAUUUAAGGACUGAAUAUAGUAUAAUACUUCUGAAACGUAAUUUUCCUAGGAGUAAAAUUUUUAUAAUAACUUCUCUUGUAAACCUAAGAGACAGAUGUAACUAAAUGUUUGAGCAUAGAUCAGGGUGUAUGCAUCUCUCUCUCUCUCUCUCUCUCUUUUCCCACUGUCCAGAAUUCCCUGAGUUGUCUGCCUGCUCUUCUUCAUUUGUGGUGGUGCAGACCCUUCAAGCACAAGAACUUUGAAAUCUUCUUGACCAGGGUCUUUUAGGGAUGUUUGGGUUCUGGCGGUUUAUUCUGCAGCAAACUAUUUCCUUUUUGGCUUAGUCUGGAUUCUGUUAUGAUGUCUUUAAUUCUUUAAUAACACUGGCAGACAUAUUUUGAAAUUCUUGUGGGUGAUAUCUUUAUUGGACCAGCUGCAUGUUUCGGAUACAUAAGCAAGGUUUUGGGUAGUUAGGGUACUGUGGUUGACAGGCAAGGUUUUGGGUAUCCCAACCAUGCAGUUGGUCCAAUAAAACAUAUUGCCCACAAAAAUUCUUGCUGCUUGCAUAUUUUCUGGACUAUCAUGGCAACAUCACUUCAGUGCUACCAUAGAGAGCCAAGACUUUUUCUGGUGACAUAUCUUUUACUCAACUAAUUGUGUAAUUGGGAGAGAUGUUAAACAAACUUUCAGAGACAAAGUGCCCUUCCUUUCAUACUGUACAGUUGAUCCAAUAAAAUGUGUUAUAAAAAAGC
Alligator sinensis (Chinese alligator) is the source of this 3917-nucleotide messenger RNA. RefSeq names its product HAUS augmin like complex subunit 3 (gene HAUS3). Lineage: Eukaryota; Metazoa; Chordata; Crocodylia; Alligatoridae. The record is from RefSeq and is a predicted model, not a curated record. Gene Ontology annotation, cellular component: mitotic spindle; centrosome; HAUS complex. Gene Ontology annotation, biological process: centrosome cycle; spindle assembly. The transcript has 4 exons. Bases 941 to 2749 code for a protein of 602 amino acids.